GUGAAAGUGAAACCGGAAGUUUUCUGAUGCACGAGAAAAAUAUGGCGACCGUAAACAAGCAGAAAACGAGUAUUUUAGACAAACCACUAGGAAAAGGGAAACCGGAGAUUAAUGUUGCCACCUUUGCUCUGCUGUUCUCGGAGAUGGUGCAAUAUUGUCAGAACAGAGUGUACAGUGUCUCUGAACUUCAAACAAAAUUGUCUGAGUUAGGACAACAUGUGGGCACCCACAUGAUUGACCUCCUGUUUGUCAGAGAGAAGGGUUACAAAAGGGAAACCAAGCUCCUCAACAUGCUUUUGUUCAUAAAGAACAAUUUUUGGAAGACUCUUUUUGGAAAGGAAGCUGACAGACUAGAGCACUCUAAUGAUGAUGAGAAAACCUAUUACAUUAUAGAAACUGAACAUCUAGUCAACAGAUAUAUAUCAGUACCUAAAGACAAAGGGAAGCUAAACUGUGCCUCAUUCACAGCUGGUAUUAUUGAGGCGGUACUUAAUGGAGCCAACUUUCCAGCAAAAGUGACAGCCCACUGGCAUAAAGGAACAACAUUUAUGAUAGAAUUUGACGAAACUGUUAUAGCCCGGGAUAAAAUUGUAUAGUGGUUGUGUUUCCAUUGGCAGACAACUCUGAAGAUAAUAAUGGCUUUUGUAGCAUGUUUUGUCAGUAAUUAACCUUUGGUGUUUCAAUGUAUUUUAUAUUGAGAUAAAAGCACUGACUUUUCAACUCAACAUAAAAACAUGUACACUACAGCGUUGUCAAUUACAAAAAUAUUGCCACAUGCUUCCAUUGUUUUUCACAUUUCCCAUGAUAAAAACAAUCUAGAUAUUUCUUUCUUAAAUGAAACAGCAAGACUAGAUAAGUGUUUUAAAUCUUUAUUCAUCAAUACUAACAAAACUGAUAUAUAUAUAUAUAAUGAGGAAAUUAACCUCAUAAACAUUUCAACAACCUCUCAUUAAUUAACACUGGACAGGAUGAUUUGGCCUGUUUAGAGUACUGCUCCAAUAAGAGCACUCACAUCCAGGUGAACAAGUGUCAAAAGUCUUAUAAGAAAGUUUUUAUCAAUAUUCAUUAAAGAUUGAAUCAU
This is a messenger RNA of Ostrea edulis (European flat oyster), 1081 nucleotides long. RefSeq names its product trafficking protein particle complex subunit 5-like. NCBI's taxonomy places the organism in Eukaryota, Metazoa, Mollusca, Bivalvia, Ostreida, Ostreidae. The coding region runs from base 27 to 596 and encodes 189 amino acids. The record is from RefSeq and is a predicted model, not a curated record. Gene Ontology annotation, cellular component: TRAPPIII protein complex; TRAPPII protein complex; TRAPPI protein complex. The transcript is spliced from 7 exons. Gene Ontology annotation, biological process: endoplasmic reticulum to Golgi vesicle-mediated transport.